This is a messenger RNA of Sipha flava (yellow sugarcane aphid), 3154 nucleotides long. Its product is annotated as protein FAM91A1. The coding region runs from base 694 to 3057 and encodes 787 amino acids. The transcript has 15 exons. Lineage: Eukaryota; Metazoa; Arthropoda; Insecta; Hemiptera; Aphididae. Gene Ontology annotation, molecular function: oxygen binding; heme binding. The record is from RefSeq and is a predicted model, not a curated record.
UUAAUUAUUUAAUCAAUUUACCCUGAUCCAAUAACAUCAUUACGAUAGGUACCUGUUUUUAUUGGGUACCACGUAACAGUAUCCAAACCAUGGUAUCGAUACAAAAGUUCUUGUACCGAAAGAAAAGUAUCUAUACUUUAUCCAAUAAAGUUUAUUGGUAUAGGUAUUAUCGCCACGUCCCUAGUCGUGUAUCUACAAUAAUACAGUUGUGAGUUUUGAAUUGAUAGUUUAAAUGAGUCACUGAGUCGCUUUAUCUUGUAACACUGAUUCGACUCGUCCAGUUCAUUUUUAAGAGUCGACUAGCUUAUGAACUACACAUCCCUAAUAGUCAUAUUAAUAAGUCUGUAAUUUUACCGUCAAGAUUCAAAAUAUUUCAGAUAUUUUACAAAAAUAUAAAAUGUAUUGUAUGGUCGUGUAUAAUGUAUUCAUAAACAUAUAGUUUUAUAUGUCUAUGAAUGUAUUAUACUCAAAAUUCAGGAAUAUCAAUAUACUGAUAAAAGUUUUGUUAUGACAGUUUUAUUUAUACAUGAUAAUUUUAAUUCUGUAAUCAGUUAUUUACUUGUUCCUGCACUUCAAUGAUACAAUUUUUUUUAGAUAAGAAUUUGAUAAAGCUGAAAUUCAAAUUAAUCUAAUUUUUUAAGUGUUUGUAUAUGUGAAAUUUUAUAAUAUCUUAAUCUGUAAAUAUUUUCAAACAUGAAUGAAGAAAUGGAAAAAUGUGUGCUCCAAAAUAUUUCUUGGGCAAAUCUUCCGCCAGCAAUAAAACAAAGUGUAGGCAAUUCUAUAAAAGAGUACAAAAAAUGUAUUUCUAUAUAUAGUAUAAGAAAUCAAGUUCGUUACAAAGGAAACUUAGUGAGAUCUGUUGUCAGAAAUGAACAAAAUUACUAUGAAGAUUUGAUGACAUAUAGUAGAGAAAACUUGAUGCUUUAUCCAUAUCAUCUAUCAGAUGUUAUUGUAAAAGGAUUAAGAAUCACUCCAUUUCAAUUUUAUAUAUCAACAAUUAUACAUGUUAUGGAAUCUGACAAAAGUUAUGAUUCAAUUCCAAAUUUUACAGCUGUAGAUUGCUUAAGAAUUUUAGGAAUUGGUCGUAAUGAGUACAUUGAUUUAAUGAAUCAAGGCCGAACUAAAAAUAAACUUUUUAGAAAAAAAAAUGAGAUACGAUCAAUGUUACCAUCUCAACCUAUAGAUAUAAAUGUAGAACCUUGGUGGACUGUCGAUGUUGGCUGUUUAUACGAGGAUGACAUUAAAACUAUUGAAGAAGAUGAAAAAAUAUGUAUUGACCAUUUAAUUGAUAAUGGGCGACAAAUGGCAGGAAGUUUAGAUUAUAAUGUACUUAGCAGUCUUUAUAAAAAAGGUUUAGUUUACUAUGAUGUUCCAAUAUAUGAUGAUGACCAUAUAAUAGUAUCAACACUUGGUGGUUUUGUAAUGAACAGAGUGCUUGGUGAUAAUUUUGAAAAUCUACUUUACAAAAUUUUUGUAUCAAUCGAUGAGCAUACUUCAGUCAGCGAGCUAGCAACAGUAUUAGAAAUUGACUUGGAAUCAGUUAAAAAUGCAGUUUCUCUUUUUUGCCGGUUAAAAAUUGCACAAAAAAAAAAUCCUAAGAUUGUUUCUACUCAUUUAUCAUGGUCUAGAUUAAAAAACGUACCAAAACCAGAAAUAAUCAAUGUAGGUCUAGUAUCUGACAUAUCUUCAUUAACAAUAUUAUCGACUGAAAUACCAGAAAUUUUGGAAUCAUCACCAGAUAAAAGUAAUGCUGAAAAAAGAAUGGCUUUCUUAUUUGAUUCAACUCUUACAGCCUUUUUAAUGAUGGGCAAUCUUUCUCCUAGUCUUAAAGAUCAUGCAGUUACUUUAUUUGAAGCUGGAAAACUCACUGAUGAAUCUUUAAAUGUAUUUUUGGAUGAGCUAGAUAAAGUUGCAGAUGGAUACAAUGCUGGUAGUUGUGUUUUUGGAAGUGAGACUCCCAGUGCAGGUGAGAGUGAAGGCGAAGCAAGACGAUAUUUUGAGCAUGCUUUAACCCUUAGAAGCACGGUGAAAUCCUUAAGAUCAGAAAAUCACAUAAAUAAACUAGAUCUUAUCCGAUGGGAAAGUCUAAAAUCAUUGUCAGCUGACACAUGUGUUAGAUUUUUAAAAAAAAAUUACAACUUGUUAUUGUCAAUGGCCCCAUUAAACAAAGAAACUCCUCUUUUGUCUUCGCCAAAAUUACCACAUAUAGGUCCUUCUAUUCCUGAGGUAAACUCGGUCUGGUUUAAGCUAUAUUUAUAUCAUAAAACAUGUUAUGGACCUCCUUCACUCCUAUUAGUUAGAGGUGUUCGUUUAUGGAAUGUUCCAAAAAUAUUUAAACAUUGUUCUAAAGUGAUGGUAACUACUUGGGGACAUGAUCCUCAUUUUAUACCUAUUGAAAAUUUACUUACCAUUAUCAAUGAUACACUAAAAGAAUCACCAGUUCUCAUUCAAGCUUGUAAUCCAAAUACUUGUAUAUUACCAUUCCCAAAAAUAGAUUGUUUAGACAGUGAAAAUUCAUUUCUAUAUGAAGAAAAAGCAAUAAAAAGUUUAUCCACAGUAUUAAACCUUGAAAAUACUUGUGGCUAUAUAACUUGUGUAACAACACCUCCUAAGUAUGAAAAGAAGUUUAGUACUGAACAGUCUACCAUUAAUGACACUUCUCCAGUUUUUCAAAAAAACGGAGUAUCUCUCUUAAAAGAAGAAUUGGAAAAAUUAAACAAUCCGUUAUGUGUCACAAAGCCAUUAUUAUUAGAACCUGUUUAUGAUAAACCGAAAUGGACUUUGUUAGACUGCUGUUUUGGAUUACCACUUUUUAAUUCAGAUGUCAAUAAAAACAUUUGUAAACAUAUUAUUGAUAAUCAAAUGUGGAAAGAAGAAAAUGUUACAAAACUUGUGGAAUCAAAUGAAUUGCUAUCAAAAGAUUUAUUAAAAUUUAUAGAAUCAUACAAGGACUCUGACCAAGAUUUUGAAGACUUAUUGCCAUUUGAUAAAUCAUCAAUAGCCUGGCCCGUCGAUUGUCUAAUAUUUGAAAAUGGAAAACUGAUGGUAUGGAAGUAAUGAAUGUUUCUAAAAUAUGAAAUACAUUUACAAAAAUUAUAUCAACUCAUGUAAAUUUAAUUAAGAGUAAGUUAUUAACAACUCAUCAAAUACCAUA